Molecule: messenger RNA, 1260 nt
Organism: Chenopodium quinoa (quinoa)
Lineage: Eukaryota; Viridiplantae; Streptophyta; Magnoliopsida; Caryophyllales; Amaranthaceae
Product: protein FAR-RED IMPAIRED RESPONSE 1-like
Exons: 3
Coding region: 1-1260 (419 amino acids)
Biological process (GO): regulation of DNA-templated transcription
Molecular function (GO): zinc ion binding
Source: RefSeq, a predicted model, not a curated record
AUGUGGGUACCUGCCUUCAUGAAACAUCAUUUUUGGGCUGGGAUGAAGACAACUCAACGUGUCGAAAGCAUUAAUAUCUUCUUUGAUGGUUAUGUCAAUAGGAACACACUGUUGCAUGAGUUCCCUGUGAAGUAUAAUAGGGCAAUGACGAAAUGUGUUCGUGAUGAAAACGAUGCCGAUGCCAGGUGUUCCAAGUACGAGAGACGUUUAGUUAGUGGGUUUAAGGUGGAGAAGAUGUUUCAGAAGAUAUACACGGACACAAAAUUUCAAGAAAUUCAAAAGGAAUGUUCUCUUUUGAUGUAUGUUUAUCCCCGUGAAGAGCGCAUUCUGCAAGACAAUGUUGUCCAGUAUCUUUUGGAGGAUCGGGUAUGGAUUAUUCCCGAAGGAUCGAAGCAGGAAAAAAUAACUAACCAACGCAGAUUAUUAUGUGUUACCUUUAAUGCGGAAACAAAGGAGGUUACUUGUGAUUGUGGUAAGUUCGAAACCUUUGGAAUUUUGUGUAAGCACUGCAUCCGUGUGUUAGACCAAAAUCUUGUGUUCGAGAUUCCACAGAAGUACAUACUUGAGAGGUGGAGAAAGUACAUAGUGAGGAGGCACACAAGAGUAAAGGUGUCAUACUAUGACCCUUCUAAUACAAUUGAGGUCAAACGUUUCAACAAAAUGAUGACCAAGUUCGAGUCCAUUUGUGAGGAUGCCUCUACAAUGGAUGAUCCGACUGUUGAUUUGGUAAUGGAGAGGCUUGCACAGCUUUCUACUGAAGUAUUAGAGGCAAGGGAAACAUUACAAAGCCAGAAAAAUCCACCAAAUCUGCCCAAAAAUGACAUACCUCCAUCUGAGAUUAGAUCCAAUAGCGCUCUAGCAGAUUUAACCCCUCCAUCUGUUACUAAAGUUACUGCAAUUGCAACAAAUGCCAACAUUGACUUGAUUAUGGAUCCAAAGACACGUAAAAAACCACGUGGUCGUCCCAAGAGUACCAGGUACAAGUCCUACGCGGAGACUGGAUACAAAAAACCUCAAAUCGAUACACAAGAGCAUGAUCCUGUGGUGAAGCACAAAGUUGCUUUGUGUGAGGAACAGGUUGUAGAAGAAACCCCGAUCGUUCCGGUGAAAAGAAAACGCAAUGGCAAAACUAAGAAAAAGGACCCAAAUAAUGCUAACGUCCAGGAAUGCAACGACAACAGUACUGCAGCAACACCAGCUGACGAUGACCUACAACUGAGGAAUUUUGUGGGUUGGUCUUCCCUGUCGAACGCCUUCUGA